Rotaria socialis is the source of this 1713-nucleotide messenger RNA. The record is from the annotation of a GenBank genome assembly. NCBI's taxonomy places the organism in Eukaryota, Metazoa, Rotifera, Eurotatoria, Philodinida, Philodinidae.
AUGCAUCAACGUCGAAGUAAGAGUGAUUCAAAAUCAACAAGUAGCAUCCAUUAUUCAUUGUCAUCGAUGCCUACAACAAACAAUUCUUCUUCAGCAUCAACAACUGGUCGUGUUAGUAUCUAUUCAAUGCGUGAACGAGUGAUGCUAAAUAAGAUGACGAACAUCGUCGGAAAAUUGGCACCAGGUGCUGAAACAGAAGUUACCAGUCGAUUACAUCAAGAAGUACCAGCUGUUCGACUUGAUGGUCAUCUUACUUAUUGUUUAUAUAUUACGUUUCAAAAUUUAAUUCAUUUAAAUUCUAUUUAUAUUCUAUUAUAUCAUGCAGCUUUUUGGCUAAGUUCACAAAAUGCACCGAAAGAAAACCUGCUAUUCUCUCGAUUAAUUGAACAAACAAACGAAGAACAAACGCAUUUUAUUGCCAUUGCCAACGAUUAUUUUUCAAUAGAAAGAAAAUCUAUUAAUACAGAUCUCGUAAAUAAAUAUAUUUAUAUAAGUUUAGUUUUUGUAAGUUCAAUUGAAUUAAUAUGUGCAUUUCUGUGGACUAUAAGGAAAAAGUUACCAUAUUUAAUACAAAGAAACGAAAAAUUAGAAAAUUGUUUAAAUAAAUUAUUAAUUAUAACAAUUAUUAUGAUUUAUAUGGUAUUUAUUGCUUGGCUUAUUUAUCAUACAUAUAUUACUCAUCAAUUGAAUUCAAUAUUUUGCUUGUUAAUUUGUAGCCAUUUAAUAAUUUUAAACAUGUUUGAUAAGCCUAAUCUAUUUCAAGAAUCACCUUACGAUUUAUUAGAACAAUCAACAACAACACGUCUACAAUAUCGUAAUUCAACAUCAUCGUCUUCGACGUCUUCAAUGGCAACAACUGCAAUGGGUCGACUUUCUUAUCGUUCAUCCACUUCUAUGCUACCUCGUAAAGGUAAUUCCAUGGUUAAUUUAUCAACAACGUCGCCAUCGAAAUUUUCAUCAUGGUCUCGAUGGUCAUCCAUAACUGAAGAAAAAGUUGAAAUACAUGAUUGUUCAACAUUCUAUUCACAUGCUAGAAAAGAAGCCGAUGACUUAUGGCCCAAUGUUGUUCGAAGAAUUAUUCUAAAUUUUUAUCGAACAUUUGCUUCGUUCAUUCUAUUUGAUUUAAUUCCAAUUAAAAUGGCAGACACACAUCUACGUUCGACGGAGAAUCAACCAUUAAAAUUUUUAAUUACUCUAUUUACACUCAGCACAUUUAUAACUCACAGUGCAUUUUUAUUUCCUGUUAAACUUCAAACAACUCUUCAUCGUAUAGCAGCACAUCUUGGUCAAUGGCGUCAACAAUCCAAUAUUCGAACAGAUACAAUCAAUGAAUGGUCAUCUGAAUGUAAUUCAUAUACACGUGGAAGUGUGAUUAAAUUACCUUCAAAUCAUCAAUAUUAUAUUGCUAUACAACAUUUAAGUAAUGCUGCCAAUCCUCAAUCCAAAUCUCAUUCAAUGCUCUAUCGAUUAUUUGGAGAUCCAACAUACUUUCUAACGAUUCAAUUCAUUCUAUCUAUUGUUCUUGUUUUGUUUCAUAUUAUAUGGAUUGCACGUGGUGCCCAUUGGGAGCAAAUAAUCAUUGGUUAUUUACUCAUUUUCUAUAGUUCAUAUCCAAUAUUCAAAAUAGUACGUGACAGAAUCAUAAUGGAUCUUGUUGAAGAACAUGAGUAUUUUCAAACAUCAACAAUAUUAAAACAAAAGAAAUCAAGUUGA